Halichondria panicea is the source of this 2050-nucleotide messenger RNA. Its product is annotated as mitochondrial Rho GTPase 1-A-like. The coding region runs from base 62 to 1936 and encodes 624 amino acids. Gene Ontology annotation, molecular function: GTP binding; GTPase activity; calcium ion binding. NCBI's taxonomy places the organism in Eukaryota, Metazoa, Porifera, Demospongiae, Suberitida, Halichondriidae. Gene Ontology annotation, biological process: mitochondrion transport along microtubule; mitochondrion organization; small GTPase-mediated signal transduction. The record is from RefSeq and is a predicted model, not a curated record. The transcript is spliced from 19 exons. Gene Ontology annotation, cellular component: mitochondrial outer membrane.
CGCGGUAAUUGUUAGACUGGAUGCACUUCAGUUAGAGUUUUAUGAUGGUGGUGUCAACAGAAUGCCUGUGAGAAUACUUCUGAUUGGAGACCCCCAGUGUGGGAAGACGUCGAUCAUCCUAUCACUGGUGGGGGAGGAGUUUCCCAUUGUCGUACCAACGAGGGCAGAGGAGAUCACCAUCCCAGGAGACGUCACUCCGGAGAAAGUACCCACCCACAUUGUAGACUACUCAGAGCGUGACCAGAGCCAAGAGGAUCUUGAACAAGAAAUAGCUAAGGCCCAUGUUGUGUGUGUAGUGUAUGACCUCACAGAGGACCAAGCAUUGGACAGGGUGGUUGAGCAUUGGAUACCACUCGUAAAACAGUGUUCAGAAGAUCUCCUCAAGCCCAUAGUACUAGCAGGCAACAAGGCGGACCUCUCUUACAACGGAGAGCUUCAAUCCGAGAAACUACAAAAUGUGCUCAACUCGUGUGUGGAUGUGGAGACUGGUCUAGAGUGUUCUGCAAAGGAGCUACAGAAUGUGUCUGAGUUGUUCUACUUUGCCCAGAAGGCCGUGCUCCAUCCCACAGCUCCUCUCUACUCCCCCAGCCACAAACAGCUCAAGCCCGACUGUGCCGAGGCUCUAGAGAGAGUGUUUAGGAUAUGUGAUGUGGAUAAUGAUGGACUGCUGAACGAUCAGGAGCUAAAUGAUUUCCAGAUUCGCUGCUUUGAUGCCCCACUGCAGCCUCAGGCACUGCAGGAUGUCAAAAAUAUUGUUGAGAGGAACAUACCCUCGGGGGUCACUGCCAGUGGGCUCACCAUGGAAGGGUUUUUGUUUCUGAACAAGCUGUUCAUACAACGGGGUCGACACGAGACCACUUGGAAGAUCCUGAGGAAGUUUGGCUACUCCAAUGACCUCACACUCAAGGACGACUACACACAGCCAAUAUUCAGCCCACAGCCUGGCAACACAGUCCAGCUGAGUGCCUCAGGUUAUCAAUUCCUCACCGACCUGUUUCGCAAGUACGACAAAGAUGGCGACAAUGCUCUCUCCACUGCCGAGCAAGAGGACCUCCUCUCGUUGUGUCCUGACUACCCCUGGGAUGAGCAACUGAUUGCACUCACGGUGGAUACCAACAACGAGGGUUGGGUCACUCUGUCAGGGUUUCUGGCAUUCUGGACGCUUCAAACUAGCAUGGACUACUCAUUCACAGCCCAGUUCCUGGCCUGGACUGGCUACACAAUGCUCACUAACUCAAAUCUUGCCGCAGCACUUAAAGAUGUUGAGGCAAUGGACCCUGAUCGAAGUGUGUACCACUGCCGAGUGCUGGGAGGGAGGGGGUGUGGCAAGACAAGCUUCGUACGAGGUCUGAUUGGUCAGUCUGAAGUGGCAGCAGAAGACGGGGAAGAAGCCAUGACCAUCAAAGGCCUUACUCUACCUGACACACAACGCCAAGUUUAUCUUGUGCUCCAGGAGAGCAGCUAUGACCCGACAGAAGAUGAGGAGGAGGCUAUUGAUGGGGCACUUACUGACUCGGACGUUGCCUGUCUACUCUAUGACACCUCACAACCAAACUCAUUCCAAGCCUCAAGACAGAUAUUUGAAGGCGUUGAAACGACUGUCACAAACCUGGUACCGUGCGUCUUUGUAGCCACCAAAUGUGACCUCCCUAAAGUUAAACAGGAAUGUGAUGUGAGUCCAGAGGAGCUGUGUAAGGAGUACGAGCUCCCACCCCCUCGUUCUGUCUCAAUGACGACCCCCGACCUCCUCUCAGCUGUCUACACACACCUCGCUACUGUUGCCAGAGACCCGUCCAGUAAUCUUCCGUCUUCGUGGCGUAUUCCGAGCUGGGUAAAGUGGGCGGGGUUUGGAUUACUGUUCUCCUCGGGACUCGGCGCUCUCGUCUAUUUAUUAGCUAAGAGGUUAAAGGUCAGCAGUAGACCACGCCCAUUUUAGCAAUCUGAACCCAGCUAGGCGUAUUAGUUUUGACAAUCAUGAUAAUAAUUAUUUGUACAUUUUCAUAACUUUUGCCCUGUGUAUGUUGAAUUGAAAUGGAACAUGUCAAUUGAA